GGGACUAAAAAUAAAAAAAACUCUGUCUAGUUCAAUGCAACGGCAUCGUUUAGCCUUCGGGAAUAGUCAAAGCGAUCUAACGACUAGAUCAGUGCAAAGGCAAGCUGAUCCUUAGACGACGAUGAUGGACAGUUGUAUUAGAGCAUUGGUGGAAGCCAUACACUCUACUCCUACUCAAGCCGUCCUCUAUAUCUCCGGUGGAGCUUCUCAGGCGAUGGGGUGGUUGAUGUCCGUUCCAGGAGCUUCCAAUACAGUACUUGAAGCCGUGGUUCCUUACUCCAGAAUGUCCAUGAUCCAACUGCUUGGCAAGGUUCCUGCUCAAUCAGCUAGUCAGCAAACCGCAGAGGAUAUGGCAUUAUUGGCUUAUAAUCGAGCACUAAAGCUUUCUAAACCAGGUUACCCAGCUCUAGGUGUGGGCUUUACAGGUGCCUUGGCUAGCUUGCAACCCAAACGAGGGGAUCAUAGGUUUCAUUUGUCCACAAGGACGUCUGAAAGGCUUUUGGUGUCGACGGUUACAUUGUCAAAGGGUCUGCGAACUCGUGAGCAGGAAGAUACUGUCUCAAGCCAGUUCUUACUUAAGGCAGUAGCAAAUGCAUGCAAUGUUUCGGAAAAUUUUGUUCCAGAGUUAAUUGACUCAGAAAUUCCUAUUGAACAUGGAUGGCUAUUUAAUGAAGACCAACAGUUAGAGCAACUUAUCAGCGGUCAAGUAUCCUUUAAGGUUUAUCCCUUCUCAAGUGAUGCAGUCAACGAAGAGAGGAAAAUAAUUCUAUCUGGAUCGUUCAACCCCUUGCAUGAUGGGCACCUUAAGCUCUUGGAAGUUGCUAGUAGCAUUUGUGGUGGUGGAUAUCCAUGCUUUGAAUUAUCUGCAGUCAAUGCAGACAAGCCUCCAUUGACAGUAUCUGAAAUCAAAGAUCGUGUAAAGCAGUUUGAAAAAGUUGGCAAGACAGUCAUAAUAUCUAACCAGCCAUUUUUUUACAAGAAAGCAGAACUAUUUCCUGGCAGUGCUUUUGUUAUUGGUGCAGACACGGCUGUAAGACUGAUAAACCCAAAGUAUUAUGGCAAUGAUUAUGGAAAAAUGCUGGAGAUACUUAUUGGAUGUAAGAACACAGGAUGUACUUUCCUGGUGGGGGGUCGGAAUGUAGAUGGCGCUUUCAAGGUGCUUGAUGACUUCGAAAUUCCUGAGGAGCUGAAAGACAUGUUUGUCUCAAUUCCAGCAGAAAAAUUCCGGGUGGAUAUUUCAUCAACUGAAAUCAGGAAAAACCGAGGGAUGUGAAGCUUCAAUCGGGUAACUUCUCCAUUUAAAGAACUAGGUUGUAAUGUCAUAUGUCUAUCAAAUAAUCAAAUUGCUCCCGGCGCCCCACUAAUUAAGAAACAGAAAAACGAAAAGCUAUAGAAAAAGGGGAAAAUUGUAAUUUAUGUCCCCCAUAAUAUGUCAAUUAUCAAUGUCACUCCUGGAUUAUUAGUGGUGUAAA
Molecule: messenger RNA, 1472 nt
Organism: Ipomoea nil (Japanese morning glory)
Lineage: Eukaryota; Viridiplantae; Streptophyta; Magnoliopsida; Solanales; Convolvulaceae
Exons: 13
Coding region: 122-1273 (383 amino acids)
Cellular component (GO): nucleus; cytoplasm
Molecular function (GO): ATP hydrolysis activity; nicotinamide-nucleotide adenylyltransferase activity
Source: RefSeq, a predicted model, not a curated record